Molecule: messenger RNA, 1255 nt
Organism: Frieseomelitta varia
Lineage: Eukaryota; Metazoa; Arthropoda; Insecta; Hymenoptera; Apidae
Gene: mRpS22
Product: 28S ribosomal protein S22, mitochondrial
Exons: 3
Coding region: 46-1134 (362 amino acids)
Cellular component (GO): mitochondrial small ribosomal subunit
Molecular function (GO): structural constituent of ribosome
Source: RefSeq, a predicted model, not a curated record
UCGAAAUCAUUACUGCAUAUCGCACGUGCGAAGUAAAUAUGUCUGAUGUCUGCUAGAAUUGAGGUUAGGUCAAUCCACUUUGCCAGAACCAUGUAUCGGCGAAUAAAUUUCCUUUUAAAGGAUUUCUAUAGACGACCGACCUGGAAUUGCCGUUUGUGUUCAACAGCUCCGCGAGCGACGGAUGAGAGGGACCCUAGAUCCUUCUUCUUCGACCAACACGUGCAGAAAUUAUUGAAGACUUUGACUCGCAUCGAUUACGAAAAGGUUUUUGCGACACGCAGGGAUGAAACCCGAUUGAAAAUUCCAGAGUUCAAAUUUAUGACGGACGAGGAAUUGGCGAAGGCGCGAGAAGAAAUAGGAAAGAAAGCCAACAGGCGUAUUCAGAUGCCACCCGUUGUGAAAAUAAGACCGAAAGAACCAAAAGUACUGGUCAAAGAGCCUGAACUGCAAGGGUGCGGAAGAUCCAAUCUUGUGUUUACAGAUAUAUCUUUUGGGAAAAGCAAUCGGAACAGAAUAAUCGUGGUUCGAGAGACCAAUGGUACGUUGAGACACGCAAAUUCUAGCGAGAGGCACAGGAUGAAUCAAAUAUACUUUCCUAUAACUGGUAGAGAGAUGCACACGCCGCAAAUGUUCUUCAAUCCGUACUUGAAAGAUCUAUUGGAUCAGGGAGAGUUUGAGUUCAUCCUGGAUAGAGCGUGCCUGCAGUUUGAACCGGACGACCCAGAGUAUCACAGGGUUACGAAAGAAGUGUAUUCUUACGUGAAUAAAUUAAGGAAAUUUGAUGGGUUGCGAUCUACGAGGCAUUUUGGUCCGUUGGUGUUUCAGCUUGCUUGGGAGAAUAACAUCGACACCUUGUUGAUGGAACUGAUGGAAAGUGAAAACAUAGAGGAGGCAGGACAGUUGGUGCGACUUUAUCACAAGCUUCACCCUGAUGCGAAAUCGGGCCAAGGAAAGAUAAGAAACGAGUUGCAGUUGGUCAAGCUUUACGUUGAACUGGAUUCGUCAGAUCGACACAUGUUGUCUGGCGUUCUAUUGAAGUACGAGAAAAUGUACAGAGAGAAACAGAGGAUAGAGAGGGGUAUAAUGAAAGCACACGGAUUGAUCGACGAUCAGAACGAAAAAUCGGAAACGUGAACGACCGUUGUAACUCGCUAGGCCCUAGGAUUAGGUUAGUCCCUGUCACUCAUUAUUUUGUACAAAAUACAAAUUUCCAUUUACGAAUAAAUGAUGACUUUCGUCAGAGAGUCAAACAAUC